Molecule: messenger RNA, 1437 nt
Organism: Perognathus longimembris pacificus (Pacific pocket mouse)
Lineage: Eukaryota; Metazoa; Chordata; Mammalia; Rodentia; Heteromyidae
Gene: Cd46
Product: CD46 molecule
Exons: 11
Coding region: 105-1367 (420 amino acids)
Biological process (GO): negative regulation of complement activation, classical pathway
Cellular component (GO): cell surface
Source: RefSeq, a predicted model, not a curated record
GCACACUUUGUGAGUUUUGGGGGAUUGUUGCGUGUGAUAACGGGGCUCAAAAGUGGCUCCCCGGCCCGGCGGACGCUCAGUUAUCCCCGUCCAUCUCCGGAAAGAUGACGGGGUCCGCGGCGCGGGGCACGGAGCCUGCCUGCGGCGGCGCCACCCCGGGGGCUCUCCAGCCCUGCGUCCUUGGAACCGUCCGGGUGGCGGUGGCCUUCCUGCUGCUCCUGUUCUCCGGUGGAGGAUUCUGCGAGAAGCCAGAUACCUGUGAGCCACCACCAACUUUUGAAGGGAUGGAGCCCCUUGAAAAAUUUAAACCUUCCUACAAGGUUGGGGAAGAAGUGCUAUACAAGUGCAAAAGAGGUUACUCCGUUGUGUUUUCCUUGCCCAUGGCUACCACUUGUGACAAGAAUCUGACGUGGACAACAAUUAGAGAUAUCAUUUGUGGGAGAAAUUUGUGUAACACUCUACAGAACCCUGAAUCUGGCUGGAUCUACUAUCCCAGUGGAACCUGGGCUUGGGGUAACCAGGCCCACUUUGUUUGCAAGCAGGGAUAUUACUUAAUUGGUCCAGAAACUCUACACUGUACGCUUAAUAAAGAUGCUGAACCUGUUUGGAGUGAAACUGCCCCACGAUGUGAAAAGAUCCUUUGUACACCACCUCCCAAAAUUAAAAACGGAACACACACUUUCACUGAUAUCGAUGUGUUUAACUUCCGUGAAGCCGUCACUUACAGUUGUGAUCAGCUCCCUGGACCAGAUCAGUUCUCUCUAGUUGGCCAGAAGAUGCUGUAUUGUGCAGGCAAUGGGGUGUGGAGCAGUGACCCUCCGGAGUGCAAAGUGGUCAAAUGUCCAUUUCCUAUACUUUUAAAUGGAGAAAUUACCUCGGGAUUUGAAAAAAACUUUUCCUACCAGGCAACCAUUACAAUUGAGUGCAAAGAAGGUUUUUACCAUAAUGGCACCAACACAUUUGUCUGUAGUGGAAAUAGUACUUGGGAUCCCCCAAUACCAAGCUGCCAUAAAGGUUCUAGACCUACUCAUCCCAAGAAGCCCCUGGUGUAUAAAUAUCCAGGAUAUCCGGAACCCAGGGGAGGACUCUUUGACCAAGAACUAGAGACCAAUGGUGAGCAUUUGUGUCUAGAUGUGGAUGUGUUCACCACCUUCUGUUCUUAUUUUUCCUUAGAUGCAUGGAUCAUUGCUCUGAUUAUUCUUAUUUUCAUUGUUUCGAUUGCUAUCGUUUGUCUCUGCCUGUACAGAUUUCUUGACCAGAGAAAGAAAGGAGUGAAGCCAAGUAAAAGCAGUAGUGUGGCCCUGGAAGCUAAAAGUUCCAGGGUUAUCAGUACACCGUCAACUCAAAAAGUCUCCAAUCCCGAGUGAUAUAUGCAGAAACAUCACUUCGAAGAGUUCAAAGAUUUUAAGUUAAUGCGCCAGGGUGCGGUGAUGAAGA